GCAGAGUGCAGACUGCUGGCUGUGAGGUACAUGGAGUGACAGGAGCAGCAGGUGAUCACCUUCCUGUUUCUCUCGUCUCACGUUUCAGCUGUAACAUUAGGCCUCAGCAUCUCCAUGAAGCAGCCGUGGAAAGCCUGCUUUGCCCCCGAGACUGCUUGUCCGCACUGACUGAGCUGUGCAGUGCAGUUUAAGAACAUUAUCCCCUUUUAAUCCACUUUGCCUUCUGCUACAUGCAGGUGGACAGACUGUCAGAUGGAGCAGGGUGCCACAAUCAGACACCCGUGUCCAUGUGUAAUUGCUCUUUUAUUUUGGAAACUGAACCAUUUCUCACACUGAACUUUGGUCCUGGAUUUCAUCUGUUUUUGGUUUCUUUGGGGUUUUUUUUAAGUGGGCCCAUCUGUAUUCUUAGUGAUUGUUAUCAACAGUGAGUCUUUAAUUCAGACAUGGAGGACCCUGAUAUGCGACAACAGAAGCUGGACAAUCAGCGAACCCUUUUGAUGAAAAAACAGCAAAAGAAGAGGGCUGAUACUCAGAUGGUGGUGGCCAAUCGGGAUGUUCGCCAAAAGAACCGAAAGCACAAAGCCGCUCACUCUGAUGAAACACCUCUGUUGAUCAGCCAAUCACUGAGCAACACUUCCCUGACUGAUCAAGUUGAACACGCCCAUGAUAACCCACUGGAUGAGAUCACAUUAGGUGAAUGCAAUAUGACAGCAAGCGCGACGUUAGAUGAGAUGCCUUCAGAGAAUCCCAUUACUCCAAAGACGAUGAACUUGGAGGUUGACAAAGAGCCCGAGGUGAAGUGUGAAGUGGAGAAUGACGCUCAGGUGGAGGGGAAAAAGCCAAAGAAGAAAGAAGGGAAAAAAGAGAAAGCCAAACAGGCGGAGCAGAAUGAUGAAAAGGAGAAAGACAAGGAGAAAAAGGAGAAAAAAACAAAGAAGAAAGACAAAGCGAAAGAAUCUGAAGACCCACAAAAGACAAACAAGACCACCAAACAAGAGCGUAAAAAGAAACACUUGCAGGAGGCUUCAACCCAGGAAACAGAGUCAGUGGUGGAAGAAGCAAGUCCAAAGAAGAAUAAAUGUGAUGAAAGUGAUGAUGAAGAGGAUGACGUGUCCCAGAAGCCUGUCCCUCAGACACCUAAGAGGAAAAAACAACUGGACACAUCCAGGUGCCAAAUAAGUGAGGAGAGCAAAGACGAGGACGUCCAGGAAAAGGAGAAAAAAGAAAAAAAGACAAAGAAAUCAGAGAAAACUACGCCGAGUCUCGCUUCCCUCAACUCCAACUACAGGGAGUGUUCAUCCUCAGGCAGUGAAUCCAAUGAAAGACCAACAUCUCCAUUGUCAGUGGAGGACCUUGAGAAGUUUGCUGUGCGUCCAGCCCCCAGAGAUGUGACGAUCCAGUGUAGGGUCACCAGGGACAGGAGAGGCAUGGAGAAGGGCAUCUAUCCGACUUACUACCUCCACAUGGAGAAGGAGGAUGGCAAAAGGGUGUUUCUAAUGGCAGGAAGAAAAAGGAAGAAGUGCAAAACAUCCAACUAUCUCAUCUCCACUGACCCGACAAACCUGUCCAGAGAUACAAACUGCUACAUAGGAAAACUAAGGUCCAAUGUUCUUGGUACAAAGUUCACAGUCUAUGAUGGAGGUGAGAACCCUGAGAAAAAGCCCUUCGUCAAAGAGUGUGAAUCAGUGCGGCAAGAGCUGGCAGCAAUUUGCUAUGAGACCAAUGUGCUGGGAUUUAAGGGUCCCAGGAAAAUGACAGUAGUCAUCCCAGGCAUGUUGGAGAACGAUGAAAGAGUGUCCAUUCGUCCAAAAAAUGAACUUGAGACUCUACUGAUCCGCCAUGCAAACAACAAUACAGACAAACUGGUCACACUGGUGAACAAAUCCCCGAGCUGGAAUGAACAGACUCAGUCAUAUGUGCUUAACUUCCACGGACGUGUCACCCAAGCCUCCGUCAAGAACUUCCAGAUCAUCCACCCUGACAACGAGGAUUACAUAGUGAUGCAGUUUGGCCGUGUAGCAGAGGACGUCUUCUCCAUGGAUUAUAGUUUCCCCAUGUGUGCCCUGCAAGCCUUUGCCAUCACCCUUUCGUCCUUCGAUGGUAAACUGGCUUGUGAGUGACCCAUGCUGGUAUGCCUCAAGUGCUCAGAAACUUACAGAUUAAAGCUACAGUUCAUAACUUUCAUGAAAAUAAGUGUCAUAUUUGUUGAAUCUGAGUUCAAGUAUCUCGGGGUCUUGAUCAGGAGUGAGGGUAGAAUAGAGUGUGAGAUGAAUCGAUGAUUUGGCAAGGCCUCUGCAGUGCUGCGGGCGCUGUGAUGGACUGUUGUGGCGAAGAGAAAGCUGAGCCAGAAGGCAAAGCUUUCGAUUUACUGGUCCAUGUAUGUCCCAACUCUCACCUAUGGUCAUGAGCUCGAGAAUUUGUUUCCUCAGGAGGGUGGCUGGGCUCAGCCUUGGAGAUAAAAAUGAGGAGCUUGGACAUCCUGAGGGAGCUCGGAGUAGAGCCGCUGCUCCUUUGCAUCGAAAGGGGUCAGUUGAGGUGGUUCGGGCAUCUGAUCAGGAUGCCUCCUGGGCACCUCCUGUUAGAGGUGUUCUGGACACCUCCAACUGGUAGGAGGCCCCGGGGCAGACCCAGAACAUGCUGGAGGGAUUACAUAUCUCACCUGGAGUGGGAAAGUCUUGGGUUCCCCAGAAGAAGCUGGAAAUCGUUGUUGGGGAGACGGACGUCUGGGGUGCUUUGAUCAGCCUGCUGCCCCCGUGACCUGGCUUCGGAUAAGCAGUUGAAAAUGGAUGGAUGAAUGUCACUAUAUUCUAAAAAAUGUACAGGAGACAGAUAACCUGAAAAAAAUCUACCACAGCGCACCAAAAACAACCAGUCAGAGCUGAGGAGUCUCCAACACAACUGCCAGUCACUUUUUGAAUUGCAGUUAGACUGUCAAAUUAUGCAGCGCUGAUGAAAUAUAAACCAAGAUUUGCUUACUGUAUUGCUUAUUUCUCGCCUCAGAUGUCUUCAGAAACAUAUUUUAGUGUACUGUUUGGCUGUUAUGUAAGAAUUUGUGAACAGGAAGUGGGCAUCUUACUGUUUCCUAUAUUGUAAAAACAAAGGCUAAAAAUACUGAGAUCAAAUGGUAAAACUAAGCAGGGCAACUAGGCAAUGCAGUUACAAAAUCUUGAUUUGUAUUUGAUCAGUUUUGCCUAGUUUGACAAUUUGACCACAGUUCAUGAGCCGUGAGUGACAGCUGCGUAAGAGACUCCUCAGCUCUGAUUGGUUGUUUCUGUUCAUGUGCAGUAAGGCCAUAAAAAGAGCUACAAGGCAAUAGAGCAGGGUGGGUUUUUUUCACAUAUUAUCUGUCUCGGGUGUUUCGGUUUUAGCAAAUAUGAAAAAAGCUCAAUUUUCGUAAAAGUUACCAACUACAGCUUUGAGUCUGAACUUACACCCAUAAUUUUGCGCAGGGUCAUUUUUCAUGUUUUGUAUCCUGGUGCACUGUAACACUUGUACACACUAAAUAUAGAAAAACAUGCCACGGACUUAGACUUCAGAGGAUACUUGUUUUAUAGCUCCAGUAUUAUUUUACAACAGAUUUUAUAUUGAAGUGGAAUAAGUUACAAAAGUUAACAGUCUUUCUUUUUAUAUUUCCCAGCUGUGUAAAGGACUCGUGCAAUUUAUGUGCAAUAUUGAGAAUAACUGUGUUAAUAUAACCAGU
Molecule: messenger RNA, 3700 nt
Organism: Epinephelus moara (kelp grouper)
Lineage: Eukaryota; Metazoa; Chordata; Actinopteri; Perciformes; Serranidae
Product: tubby protein
Exons: 12
Coding region: 444-2120 (558 amino acids)
Biological process (GO): protein localization to cilium
Cellular component (GO): cilium
Source: RefSeq, a predicted model, not a curated record